Alternaria postmessia is the source of this 1902-nucleotide messenger RNA. RefSeq lists its product as uncharacterized. Bases 1 to 1902 code for a protein of 633 amino acids. The record is from RefSeq and is a predicted model, not a curated record. The transcript is spliced from 5 exons. Lineage: Eukaryota; Fungi; Ascomycota; Dothideomycetes; Pleosporales; Pleosporaceae. Gene Ontology annotation, molecular function: oxidoreductase activity, acting on CH-OH group of donors; flavin adenine dinucleotide binding.
AUGUCUCUCGAGGAACUGACAAACAAAGCGUAUGACUACAUCGUCUGUGGAGGAGGUACAGCUGGUCUGGUCAUCGCGGCUCGUCUUACAGAAGAUCCGAACGUUACUGUAGCUAUCCUGGAAGCUGGCGGCAAUGGACUGAACGACCUGUUGAUCGAUGCACCAAACAUGUUCACCCAGCUCUGGGGCAAGCCCCAAUACGAUUGGGACUAUAAAACUGUUCCACAGGAAGGUACUGCUGGCCGUGUUCAUGGUUGGGUUCGUGGAAAGGUUCUUGGUGGCAGCAGCGCUGUCAACUACAAUAUGUUCAGUAUGGCUUCCAAACAGGACCUGGACAACUGGGGAGAGCUUGGAAACAAAGGCUGGUCCUUUGACGAUAUGAUACCUUACUAUCGGAAAUUCGAGAGAUAUCAUCCCGCAUCAGAGACUUUAGGGAAGGCUGUCGACGACAAAUACCUUGACAAGUCACUUCGUGGCACUUCUGGUCCAGUUCAUGUCAGUUUCGCGAAGACUGAUGUCACUUGGGGUCAGGAUGUGUGGCCUAAGACUAUAGCCAAUGCUGGAUAUUCACCCGCAAAGGAUCCUCGUACUGGCUCAGCUAUUGGCGGUUUUAACCAACUUAGCACCGUUGAUCCUGAGCAUAACAGGCGAAGUUACGCUGCGCGAGAAUACUACGAGCCCAAUGCCGAUAGGCCAAACAUGACUCUUGUAACUCAUGCCCUCGUCUCUAAAGUCGAGCUUAAGCAGACCGCUGGACAAGUCAAGGCCACUGGCGUCGAAUUCACCGUCGAUGGCACUACACACACGAUGAAGGCGCACAAAGAAGUCAUCGUCUGCGGUGGAACCAUUAACUCGCCACAGAUUCUUGAGCUGUCCGGCAUCGGUUCGCCUGCUGUACUUGACAAGGCUGGCGUCGAAACCAUAGUCGACCUUCCGGGCGUAGGAGAGAACUUGAAUGACCACACAGCGACUGGUUUUGUACUAGGUGUCAAAGACGAAUACCCAACCGCCGAAGCUUUCAAGGACCCAGCCAUCAUGCAACAAGCCCUAGAAGCGUACAUUACCCACAAAGCCGGCCCUUUUGCAGGACCGCCUGGCACGACAGGUUUUGCUUCCCUUUCAAAGAUUGAGCCCGACUUUCCAAACGCAGAGUCGCACAUUCAAUCACUCCUUCAAGACUUCGCAAGUAAGCAUCCGGACGCCGACCCUGCAGGUCGCAAUGCCAUGCUUGCGCGCCAACUCCUCGAUCCCAAGGAGGCAGUCUGCCAACUCGUUAUGCUACCCACUGGUUUCCAGCCACAUCGUCCGGAUGACGCCAGCAAGCUAUUUCCUCUCGAAGAAGAAGGCAUGUGGUGUUCAAUUGGCGCAUGCAGCACGCGUUCCCUAUCCCGUGGUACCGUUCACAUCAACAACUCCGACCCAACCACACAUCCCACAAUCGACCCAGCGUAUUUCUCGCAUCCUCUCGAUCUUGACAUGAUGGCUCGCGCCAUUCUUCACUGCACCUCCUUCACAUCUGUAGAGCCCCUUGCCUCGGUCUUCCGCCGAGAUUCUAACGGCGACAUCAUAUUAUCCAAAAACUUCAGUUCGCUCCCCAAGACGUUGGAAGAAGCCAAGGAUCUUGUGCAGAACAAUACUGUAACAGAGUAUCAUCCUAUUGGUACUUGUGCCAUGUUGCCGAAGGAGAAGGGUGGUGUUGUGGACGAGGAGCUCAGAGUUCAUGGCGUGGAUGGGCUGAGGGUGGUGGAUGCUAGUAUCUUUCCGACCCACGUACAGGGCAAUAUCGUUAGUCUGGUGUAUGCCGUUGCGGAGAAAGCGGCAGAUCUGAUCAAGGGUGUGAGGAUUGGGGGCGAAGAUGGCAUGGACGUUGUGGAGAGAGUGGACAGUCCCUCUGUGGCGUAA